CAAAAUGCGAUGGAGCAGCGCGCAUCGGAAGGCCUUGACGGCGGAGCGCAGGCCUCGGUUGACGGCGGCGGCAGCGGCAUGGAGGCCCUGCGGGUGCUGGAGCUGUACAGCGGCAUCGGGGGCAUGCACCAGGCACUGAGAGAGAGUGGAGUACCUGCCCAAGUGGUGGCUGCUAUAGAUGUAAACACGGUCGCUAAUGAAGUGUACAAGUACAAUUUCCCUCACACACAGUUACUGGCCCGGACAAUUGAGGGCAUUACGCUAGAAGAAUUUGACAGGUUGUCUUUCAAUAUGGUUUUAAUGAGUCCGCCUUGCCAGCCAUUCACCAGAAUUGGCCUGCAAGGUGACGUGAAUGAUCCAAGGACAAAGAGCUUUUUAUAUUUUCUAGAUAUUCUCCCCAGGUUAAAAAAUUUACCGAAGUAUAUUCUUUUAGAAAAUGUUAAAGGUUUUGAAGUAUCUUCUACAAGAGAUCUGUUAAUACAAACAAUAGAAAAUUGUGGAUUUCAGUACCAAGAAUUUCUAUUGUCUCCAACCUCUCUUGGCAUUCCAAAUUCUAGACUCCGCUAUUUCCUGAUUGCAAAGCUUCAGUCUGAGCCAUUACCUUUUCAAGCUGCCGGUCAGAUACUGAUGGAAUUCCCCCAAAUUGAAUCAAAACAGUGCCCCAAACCUGCAACAGAUGCAGAAAAGAAAGCUGAGGAAAAGCAAAAAGAGCCUAACACUUGCUUUGAGGGCAUCAGACAGACUUCCCCAAAGGGGCCCGUUUUGUUCAAACUGGAAACAAUAGAAGAAAUCAACCGGAAACGUCAACAGGAUAGCGAUCUCUCUGUGGAGAUGUUAGAAGGCUUCCUAGAAGAUGGCUUGGACCCGACACACUACUUCAUACCCCCAGAGUCCUUAUUGCGAUAUGCCCUUCUGUUAGACAUUGUUACACCCACCUGCAGACGGUCUACGUGUUUUACCAAAGGUUAUGGAAGAUAUGUAGAAGGGACGGGAUCUGUCUUGCAGACUUCAGAAGAUGUGCAGAUUGAAGAGAUCUACAAAUCCCUCGACAAUUUGUCCCAAGAGGAAAAGAUCACAAAACUUUUGAUGCUUAAACUUCGUUAUUUCACUCCCAAAGAAAUAGCAAAUCUCCUUGGAUUUCCCCCCUCAUUUGGAUUUCCUGAGAAGAUAGCAGUGAGACAGCGUUAUCGUUUACUUGGAAAUAGUCUUAAUGUGCUUGUUGUAGCUAGAUUAAUAAAAAUCUUAUAUGAAUAA
Suncus etruscus (white-toothed pygmy shrew) is the source of this 1254-nucleotide messenger RNA. It is a transcript of the gene TRDMT1, whose product is annotated as tRNA aspartic acid methyltransferase 1. Bases 10 to 1254 code for a protein of 414 amino acids. Lineage: Eukaryota; Metazoa; Chordata; Mammalia; Eulipotyphla; Soricidae. Gene Ontology annotation, molecular function: methyltransferase activity. The transcript has 11 exons. The record is from RefSeq and is a predicted model, not a curated record.